AUGCGGAGAAUGGACGGUAAGGCCAAGAAGCUACAACGACUCAAGUCGCAGCUCUAUAUCAGUGACAACUCUGACUUGGAAGAUCUGGAGACAUUAGAAGUGGAUCAGGGGCGGCAUACACGGAAGCGAGAGCGUAUAGACUACAACGAAAACAAGAGGGUGAGGAGAGAGGAGAGAAAGAGCCCCUCCCAUCAUGAAGACCAAUUUAGGGAGAAGGUGAGAAGUGGGAGAGAGAAGGAUCGAGAGCGGACAAGAGAAACUGAUGGGGGUAUCAAGGGAGAAGACUUUAAGGAGCCGGUAAUAGAGGGGAAUAUAGACAUUGGGUUUGUCAAAAGAAUUGUUGACUAUGAUUUGAACAAGAAGAUGAGUGUCUUAGGAGACGAGAGAGAACAUUCGAUACAGCAACACAGUGAAGGAAGUGGACAUACGGAGAAGAACACAGAAGCCAUCAAUGAUGAAAUAAAGAAGGUUUAUUUUGAGCUUGCUCAAGAUGUUGUAGACAAAAAGGAACGGGAUAUUUCAAGGACUGUUAAUCGGAUCGAUCGAGAAGUGGCCAAAGUGAAGGAUGCAUACGAGAAGGGCGAGAGUGUUGUUCCAACGUUAUAUCCGGCAGUAUUCAAUCGCUCGUUUAAGGAAAUGGAAUCUGAAAUCCAAAACGAGGAGAUGAAACGUAAUUAUAGACUAAGAAUGCUUGAAGAGCAACACCAGGCGAGGAAGGACAUAAUCAAGAGAAGGUACGAAAACAGUGUAACUGAGAAUCGGUCGUCUAUAGUUCGAUAUCUUCGUCAUAGAAUUGAAGAACUUGAUGAUGAAAUUGAAAGGAAAACUACAGGUAUGGAUCUAGAGACGUUCCUUUCGCUUGUAGAAUACGGGGAGACAAAACGGAGGGUCUCGCAUGUAGUUGAUGAACUGCGGAACGAAUAG
Molecule: messenger RNA, 924 nt
Organism: Pichia kudriavzevii
Lineage: Eukaryota; Fungi; Ascomycota; Pichiomycetes; Pichiales; Pichiaceae
Exons: 1
Coding region: 1-924 (307 amino acids)
Source: RefSeq, a predicted model, not a curated record